AAAUAUAAACUCAUUAUGGACUGCUGUAACGCGGGACUGUGUGCCAAAGUGUCGUCGCAAUUCAGAAUGCCACAUACCAACAAGUCCAGAAGUACCUCGGCCAGUGGCUCUAGUACCGGACCGGACCGAGGGGAGGAACGAGAAGAAGAAAGAGAGGAAGCUGAGCCAGAGCCAAAGGUCCAAGUCCAGGAAGCAGGGGAUGGAGGAGGAGAGAACACUGGAGACCCGGAGAUCAUCAAGUCCCCUAGUGACCCCAAACAGUACAGGUACAUCGAGCUGACCAAUGGGCUUCGAGUUCUACUAAUUUCAGACUUCACUGGUCCUGCCUCUUCUGGAGAUGACGAAUCAGAGGAGGAGGAGGAACUGGGGGAGGAGGAGGAAGAGGAGGAAGAAGACUCAGGAGAGGAAACAGAGGAAGAGUCUGAAGAAGAGGAGGAUGACAAGGACAGUGACUUUGAGGAUGACGAGGAUGGAGGGAAGAGGAAGAAGGGACACUCAGAGAAACAGUCUGCAGCAGCGCUGUGUGUGGGUAUUGGCAGCUUCAGUGACCCCAAUGACCUCCCAGGCCUCGCCCAUUUCCUGGAACACAUGGUGUUCAUGGGCAGUGAGAAGUACCCAUCAGAGAAUGGUUUCGAUGCCUUCCUGAAGAAACAUGGGGGCAGUGACAACGCCUCCACGGACUGUGAGAGAACCGUCUUCCAGUUUGACGUCCAGAGAAAGAAAUUCAGAGAGGCUCUGGACAGGUGGGCCCAGUUUUUCAUCUGUCCUCUGAUGAUCCGAGACGCCAUCGACAGGGAGGUGGAAGCUGUCGACUCCGAGUACCAACUGGCCAAGCCGUCUGACUCUCACAGGAAAGAGAUGUUGUUUGGGAGUCUAGCGAAGCCAGGUCACCCCAUGGGCAAGUUCUGCUGGGGUAAUGCCCAGACUCUGAAGACAGAGCCCAGGAAAAAGAAGAUCAACGUUUACAAGAGGCUCCGCUCCUUCUGGAAGAGACAUUACUCUGCCCACUACAUGACCCUGGCUGUGCAGUCUAAAGAGAAGCUGGACACUCUAGAGGAGUGGGUGAAGGAGAUCUUCAGUGGAGUGCCCAACAAUGCUCAGCCCAAGCCGGACUUCUCUGAGCUUCUGGAUCCCUUUGAUACUCCAGCCUUCAACAAGCUGUACAGAGUUGUUCCUGUGAGGAAGGUCCAUGCUCUGACCAUCACCUGGUCCCUGCCUCCUCAGGAGAAACACUACAGGUGCUGGGCCAUGGCUCUGUUUGGAGGGAACAGUGAAACAGGCUUUGACCAGAACUCUACCUACUCCAUCUUCUCUAUCUCCAUCACACUCACUGACCAAGGAUUCCAGAACUUCUACCAGGUUGGUACACAGUCACUGACCAAGGAUUCCAGAACUGCUACCAGGAUUCCAGAACUGCUACCAGGUUGGUACACAGUCACUGACCAAGGAUUCCAGAACUUCUACCAGGUGGCUCACCUGGUCUUCCAGUAUCUCAAGAUGCUACAGAGCCUGGGCCCCCAACAAAGGAUCUAUGAGGAGAUUCAAAAGAUUGAAGCCAAUGAGUUUCACUACCAGGAACAGACGGACCCUAUAGAGUAUGUGGAGGAUAUCUGUGAGAACAUGCAGCUGUUUCCUAAAGAACACUUCCUCACCGGAGACCAGCUCAUGUUCCAGUAUUCACCUGAGGUGAUCAGUGCGGCCCUGUCCUUGCUGACUCCAGACAGAUCCAACCUGUUGCUGCUCUCUCCAGAACACGAAGGCCACUGUCCCCUCAGGGAGAAAUGGUUUGGGACACACUACAGCGUAGAGGAUAUCCAACAAGAGUGGAGAGAGCGCUGGAACGGAGACUUUGAGCACAACUCUGACCUGCACCUCCCUGUCGAGAACAAGUUCAUCGCGACUGAUUUCAGCCUGAAGCAGUCUGACUGUCCUGAUACUGAGCUGCCAGUCAGAGUAACUGCCAACGACCGAGGAUGUCUCUGGUACAAGAAGGACAACAAGUUCAACAUACCCAAAGCCAUUAUCCGCUUCCAUCUCAUCUCUCCGGUCAUCCAGCAGUCAGCCAAGAACCUGGUGUUAUUUGACCUGCUCGUGAACAUACUGGGUCAUAACCUAGCAGAGCCAGCCUACGAGGCUGACGUGGCCCAGCUGGACUACAAGCUGUCAGUAGGAGAACACGGACUGGUUAUCAAGGUCAAGGGCUUCAACCACAAACUGCCUCUCCUGUUCCAUCUGAUCCUGGACCAUCUGGCUGACUUCUCUGCCUGUCAAGAUGUCUUCAAUAUGUUCUCUGAGCAGCUCAAAAAGGCCUACUUCAACAUCCUCAUACGACCUGAGAAACUGGGCAAGGACGUGCGGUUGUUGGUCCUGGAGCAUGGUCGCUGGUCCAUGGUAGAGAAGUACCAGGCGCUGGCAGACGGUGGUCUGACUGUAGAACAACUGAUGGAGUUCAGCAGAACCUUCAAGACUCAGCUCUAUGCAGAGGGACUGGUGCAGGGGAACUUCACUAGCCAGGAGUCAAUCCAGUUCCUGCAGUACGUCACUGAUAAGCUGCAGUUCUCCAAGUUGCCAGCAGAGGUCUCUGUGUUGUUCAGAGUGGUGGAGCUGCCUCUGAAACAGCACGUCUGUAAGGUCAAAGCACUGAACAAGGGAGAUGCCAACUCAGAGGUCACAGUCUACUACCAGUCUGGUCUGAAAACCCUCAGAGAACACACACUGAUGGAGUUGCUGGUGAUGCACAUGGAGGAGCCCUGCUUUGACUUCCUCAGGACAAAAGAGACUCUGGGGUAUCAUGUUUAUCCAACCUGCAGAAACACGUCUGGAGUCCUGGGCUUCUCUGUCACGGUGGAAACACAGGCCACCAAGUUCAAUACUGAGCUGGUAGAGUUGAAGAUAGAGGAGUUUCUGUCUUCCUUUGGAGAGAAGUUGAGUGCCCUGACUGAGAGUGCCUUCAACACACAGGUGACUGCGCUGGUCAAGCUAAAGGAGUGUGAGGACACACACCUGGGAGAGGAGGUGGACAGGAACUGGGCCGAGGUCGUUACACAGCAGUAUGUCUUCAACAGGCUUCACAGAGAGAUUGAGGCACUGAAACAGAUGACCAGAGCAGAGCUGGGAUCCUGGUAUCUGGAGCACCGCGGACACAACUGCAGAAAACUCAGUGUACAUGUGGUGGGUUUUGGGCCGGAGGAGGGCGACCCCCCAGGAGAGGACAACGGAGAGAGGGAUGAGGAAGAGUGUGGCAGUUCAUCCUACGGUGAAGUGUCCAAACUGACCUUCCUCCCCGCCUCGCCCAAGAUGGCCGCCGCUACAUCCAUCAUGGACAUUCCUUCAUUUACCCAGAGCCUUACCCUCUUCCCAUACCACAAGAUCAUCCAAUAGACUACCAGUAUAUAUUUUCUCAAUAUUUAUUUCAAACUCUCUCUCCUUCAUUGCCUGACCAUAACAUCAUCUAAUAAACUCAAUGAGAUACACAACCA
Messenger RNA from Oncorhynchus keta (chum salmon), 3479 nucleotides. RefSeq names its product nardilysin-like. Lineage: Eukaryota; Metazoa; Chordata; Actinopteri; Salmoniformes; Salmonidae. The transcript has 32 exons. Gene Ontology annotation, biological process: proteolysis. Gene Ontology annotation, molecular function: metalloendopeptidase activity; metal ion binding. Bases 16 to 3381 code for a protein of 1121 amino acids. The record is from RefSeq and is a predicted model, not a curated record.